AUGGGCAGCAGUGAAUAUGGCAACUAUGCUGCAGGAGGGUUCAGCGCGAAGCCGCUGCGCUGGUGCGGGAUGACGGCCAAAAUGGGCAGCGUGCUGUCGGGUGUCUUCACCAUCAUAGCCACCAAAAUGUACCUCAUCUUCGAAGAGAAGCACCUGGGGAACGGCAACUGCUUGAAGACCGGCUCCCAGGACAGCACGGACGACGCCAUCAACGAGUUCAUCAUCUGCCACAGCUGGAAGAUCGUCUUCUACCUGUCGGCCCUCACCGUCCUCGUGAGCGUCUUCCUGCUGUACUCCGUGUACGUCCAGCUCUACAGGGGCCUGAUGACCUACGUCAUCUGGAUCCUCUUCUACGAGACGGUCAACAUCAUCAUCCAAGUGCUCACCAACACCGACCUCAGCCCCACGGAGGUCAGAGUCUUGCGCUGGUUCGGCUUGGUGUCGCGCGCCGUCAUGCACUGCUUCUGGGUGUUCUACGUCAUCGCCUACGCGCACAUCAUCUACAAAACCCAGAGCCAGGGCAACAUCCUUUACUACAACAGACGCAUCUCCAUGGGGGGCGGAGAGGCCCCGCGCCGCAAGUCCAAGAUCAUCAGCUUCAUCCACCACUACAAGGACUAG
Lepus europaeus (European hare) is the source of this 621-nucleotide messenger RNA. RefSeq names its product transmembrane protein 217 (gene TMEM217). The record is from RefSeq and is a predicted model, not a curated record. Bases 1 to 621 code for a protein of 206 amino acids. The transcript has 2 exons. Lineage: Eukaryota; Metazoa; Chordata; Mammalia; Lagomorpha; Leporidae.